AUGGCCGUUCAGUCCAAACUGCUACCGCCCGAGCGCUCCAUCAAACAGAUCCUCUCGAGCCUAACAACUCUCUACCUCCGUCACCGCACCCGCAUCUCUCGCGCCGUCUAUCUAGCCCUCUUCGCAGCGCUCGCCAAGCGAAUCCAUAAUGCAAUCUCCGAACAGAAAGCCGCGACCCAGCAAGUCGAGCUCCGCCGACGGCCCGGCACCAGCAGUCUCGGCGACGAAGAACAACCCCGCAAGAAGCGAGUCGAGAUCAACCGCGAGUUCUUUAAGCAUUUGCUUCGCUUGCUGAAGAUCGUCAUCCCUGGGUGGCGGAGUAAGGAGCUACGCUUGCUGGUUAGCCAUAGUGUUUUCUUGGUCCUGCGCACCCUACUCAGUUUGUAUGUUGCUGAGUUGGAUGGAAGACUCGUGAGCAACUUGGUGCGCGGUAAGGGGAAGGAUUUCUUACUGGGCCUUGUUUGGUGGAUGAUUGUCGCUGUUCCUGCUACUUUUACUAAUUCUAUGCUCUCAUACCACCAAUGCAAGCUCGCACUGAGCUAUCGCAAGCGUCUUACUGAUUAUAUCCAUGAGAAGUAUCUGUCUAAUAUGACCUUCUAUGCUAUCUCCGCCUUGGACGACCGCAUCAAGAACCCCGACCAGCUUGUCACGGUCGAUGUGUCUCGUUUCUCGGAUAGUCUGGCUGAACUAUACUCCAACUUGGCCAAGCCGAUUCUCGAUAUGGCUAUUUACAACUACUCCCUGUCAAAGAAUGUGGGAGGAGAAGGAUUGUUCAUUAUGAGUCUGCUCGUGCAGCUGUCAGCCAACGUCAUGCGCAUGCUGACUCCGCCAUUUGGUAAAUACGUGGCGGAUGAGGCUCGCUUGGAGGGUGAGUUCCGGUUCUUGCACUCGCGGCUUAUCGAUUACAAUGAAGAGGUGGCUCUAUACCACGGCCACGAAGCUGAGAAGGAUACCCUGGAUAAGGGGUACUUUACUCUUAUCAAGCAUGUGAAUCGCAUUUUGCGCAGGAGACUGUAUCAUGGGUUCAUGGAGGAUUUUGUGAUCAAGUAUUUCUGGGGUGCUCUGGGUUUGGUUCUCUGCAGUGUGCCUGUCUUCUUCAAGAUUCCUGGACAGACCACUCACAGUAUGGGAGAUCACACAGAAAGCUUUGUCACGAACCGUCGGAUGUUGCUUUCCUCAUCAGAUGCCUUUGGCCGUUUAAUGUUCUCCUACAAGGAGAUUUCGGAGCUUGCUGGCUACACAUCGCGUGUCUCGUCUUUGUUGGAAGUUAUGGACGACCUCCUGGCUGGUCGAUUUGAGAAGAAGCUGGUAUCCUCUGCCUCUACCGAGGAGAAUGCAGCUGUGUUGUCUGGUCGAGGCGAAGUCAUGGAGAGCGACGCCAUCGAGUUCACCGACGUACCGAUUGUAUCACCAAAUGGAGACGUCUUGGUGCGCAAGUUGUCCUUCACUGUCCACCCUGGUGAGCAUCUCUUGAUUGUUGGACCCAACGGCUGCGGUAAAUCGUCUCUCUUCCGGAUCCUGGGUGGGCUCUGGCCGGUGUACGGAGGAACAGUGAAGAAGCCUCCCUUCCAGGACAUCUUCUACAUCCCACAGCGACCAUAUCUAUCCCGUGGAACUCUGCGGCAACAGGUCAUCUAUCCAGAUGGAGUUCGUGAGAUGCGUGCCAAGGGUAUCACCGACGCCGAUCUCUAUGACAUUCUUUCUGUGGUUGAGAUCGCGUCCGUCGUAGACCGCCCUGGAGGCUGGGAUGCAGAGGAAGAGUGGCGUGAUGUGUUGUCUGGUGGUCUCCAGCAGCGCAUUGCCAUGGCUCGUCUGUUCUACCACCGGCCCAAGUUCGCCAUCCUGGAUGAGUGUACGUCCUCAGUAACCUUGGAGAUUGAGAAGGUCAUGUAUGAGACGGCCAAAAAGCUGGGCACCACACUGAUGACAGUCUCACAUCGACGCAGCCUCUGGAAAUAUCACCAGAAGAUCCUGCAGUUCGACGGAGAGGGAGGCUAUAUCUUUACCGGUCUGGACUGGGAGCGGCGUCUGAAACUGGAAGAUGAGAAGGAAGAGUUGGACCUGCAGCUACGAGCGGUGCCAGAGCUGCAACGUCGGAUCGCCGAGUUGACAGCUAUCUAG
Molecule: messenger RNA, 2121 nt
Organism: Penicillium arizonense
Lineage: Eukaryota; Fungi; Ascomycota; Eurotiomycetes; Eurotiales; Aspergillaceae
Product: ATP-binding cassette long-chain fatty acid transporter PXA2
Exons: 4
Coding region: 1-2121 (706 amino acids)
Biological process (GO): very long-chain fatty acid catabolic process; long-chain fatty acid import into peroxisome; fatty acid beta-oxidation
Cellular component (GO): peroxisomal membrane
Molecular function (GO): ATP binding; ABC-type transporter activity; ATP hydrolysis activity
Source: RefSeq, a predicted model, not a curated record